This is a messenger RNA of Anopheles gambiae (African malaria mosquito), 2536 nucleotides long. RefSeq lists its product as uncharacterized. Bases 1589 to 2491 code for a protein of 300 amino acids. The record is from RefSeq and is a predicted model, not a curated record. Gene Ontology annotation, cellular component: ciliary basal body. The transcript has 4 exons. Gene Ontology annotation, molecular function: cytoskeletal protein binding. Lineage: Eukaryota; Metazoa; Arthropoda; Insecta; Diptera; Culicidae. Gene Ontology annotation, biological process: regulation of cell projection organization.
CUGGAAAAAGACCCCACAGACAACAAAGAAAAGUGUCCUCUUUAGGGACGAGCAAGUUAACAAACGGGUAUAGAAUAUCCUCAUUAUCAUCGUGAAUCGUCAUAAAGUUCUAAUGUCGCUGACUCAUGCUCUCCACCACCGGGAGCAAAGCUUCAUAACUUAUUCGUCGCGGAAAAGCUAAUUGGUGGAGUUCUAAUUAUCAUAAUCUGCCCUUUUUGUUGUUGGAGUGAAGUGAAAGGAAAAAGAUUGGAAACUGGUGAUUAUUGCCUUGUGUCUAACCUCGUUUUGUGUUCAGGGAGCUACUCACACAGCUGGAGCGCCAACCACAAAUUGGAUAUAUGGGGGUUAACAAGCCGAAGGAACGGGACAAGGAUCUAAAACGGUCGAUGAAAUCUUCACCCGCGUUCGACGGAUAUAAAACGGACGAGCAAAAAAACUCUUACCGCGCGAAAGUGUGAAGAACCCGUGCAGGGAGUUUUCAUAUUUUGCCUCCCCAGUGGAAGUCGUCUUCAAACGGUCGAUUUCCUCCAACAAGUUCUCGCCAGCUAUGAGUUUCCGAUUGUCACGCGACGAGUCGUGUCGAUAGUCUGGGGUUUGAGCUAUUCCGUAUCUCUUAUUCCGAGCCACAGCGGCACAGUUUCGGUAUGAAGCUAUAAAUCUUCAGACAUGAAUGGUUUUGGAAAUUGAAAAUGUACCACAUUAGUACGACACACUACCGGCACGGAAAUACACAUGUUUCCGGGACUUACCUAAUCGGGAAAUGGGAUUUAUUGUUUAUUAUACAAAUAUGAAUGUAAAAUCUCCAAUUGUUGAAAUUUACUCUUGCAGGUACGUCUCUGCUAAUUCUGGGUUUCACUGCAGUAUUGAGAGCCUACUUGGAUCUUCGUUCGAUUCACCCCGGAAGCAUCUCAUUAAUCAACCGACUAGCUUCUUCUACGGACCCUUUUACCCUGCCUUGUUGCCGUCUCCAUUCCGAUGGUGGUCGUUUUCCAAAAAACAAGCACAAUUUAUGGGCCAAUCAAUUGUCCCACGGUUCGAUUUCGGUUCGAUUGACAGUGGGUAGAUUCAAAUUUUGAUCCAUGCUUUUCUUCGUCUUUUUCUUCCCAAUACCCCUUUUCAAGAACCCCCCCGGGGGAAAAGGGAUUUUCGUUUGAUUGAGUUAAGGUCUUGGGGAAAAUAAAUCACAUACCAAUAAACCCCGCACUCUCUCUCCCCCCCUCCACUCUCAUUUCCCGAUGUAAUGCUUUUGUUUCUUUACCGCCUUACAAUCUAUGCAAACUUAACGGCAUGUUUACUUUUGCGCCCCCACACUACGGGGAAGGAGUCACUGCCCCCCUGCUUAUGCCGCCAAACGAAGACACGCUUUUCACCAACGUGACGGCGCACGUGGUCGUUGCUUUCGUUGCUUUUUGGUGGAAGUUCUGAAAGGGGUUUGAGUUAUGUAUCCUCCCCCUCUUCCGUUGGAUAGAGUUUUCGGUGGCAAAGACUCUGCUGCUUUCUCCAAACUUUGCAGUCUGAUUAUGGAACUCGGUGAGACAACACUAGGAACAUUCGGGGAUUCACAUAAAGUAGUGUAGAUCUUCUGGAGAUGAUUGAAAUGAACGAAUUCUCACGUCUGCUUCUGCGGGAAGCGCGCAAAGAGUAUCAGCUUAUCCUCGGACGUUGCAAUGAGUUUGUAUCUUCCUCAGGCUUCGAGUACGUCAUCCAGCGCCCUCCCCAGGCAAGGAUCUUCUUCGGUUCCGGCAUCGAGCGGGAAACGGUACCCCUGCGAGGUCCGGCCCUGAGUUCGCUGAUGCGCCGCCGUCAACCGGAACUGCUGGGAGAGAAUCUUGCACCGGGAGCGCACAACAUCGGGUACGACCCGGGGACACCCGAGGACCAUCCGGCACUGCGAAAGCCCAUCAGCCGUAAAGGGUACGGGCCGCUCGUUGCCAACAGUGUGCGGUUUAACUUUGAGGAAGUGAGCAACAGCCCGGGCGUGGGGGAUUACGAGCUAGUGAAGAAGCAGUCGAAACCAAAGCAGAUGGCCAAACCGUUCGGGAGUGGAACGGAUGAGCGUACCAAGGAUCGUUCGCUUGCCUAUCCUGGUGUUGGAACGUAUCUCUUCAAAACGCGCAAAGACAUCCGGAAUCAUUCGUUUGGUGGUACCAUCAAAAUUAUGCCCGCCGCAAGGACGCUCUGCAAGACGGAAAACUUUGACCGAUGUUUGCGGUGCGACGAGCGGCCAGAAGUCGAUUACUGGAAGAAUCUAAGAACGGAGCGAUCGCUUUGCCGGCGCUGUAUGGUGCAGGAGCUUGAGGAUGCACGGUCCUGCUCGAAGCACAAGUCGGAGCAGAAGAAACGGUUGGAUGCACUGAACGAGUAUAAGCGUGUUCGGCACUGUGCAUACUAUCACCGGCACGAUAAGACCAGCGCAGCGAUCCAAUUCAUCAGCAACAAGCAGUUGAAGCGAAAGUUCCGGUUAGAAAAUUACCUUUCAAUGUUUGAGUGAGGGGCAGAAGGCGGUAAGCUAAUAAAUUAAGGUAGAGCAACAGUA